Molecule: messenger RNA, 171 nt
Organism: Ilex paraguariensis (yerba mate)
Lineage: Eukaryota; Viridiplantae; Streptophyta; Magnoliopsida; Aquifoliales; Aquifoliaceae
Source: the annotation of a GenBank genome assembly
AUGGAAAUUCCACGAGCAGAGAACUCCCAUGUUAAUUCUUUAGCACGAUUAGCCUCAUCCUUCCAUGGUGACCUCCCUCAGAUGAUUCCAGUAGAGCUCCUCCUGGCGCCUAGCAUAAAGGAUGAAACUUUACCUUCCGAAAAGGUGGAAGCUUCGUCAAAAGGCAAGCAG